Molecule: messenger RNA, 1146 nt
Organism: Acaulospora colombiana
Lineage: Eukaryota; Fungi; Glomeromycota; Glomeromycetes; Diversisporales; Acaulosporaceae
Source: the annotation of a GenBank genome assembly
AUGGCCUGGUAUUUUAGCCUCUUUUCCAACGGAAAUAGAUCGCUGAUGGUGAUGAAAACCAUUGAUAGCAUCCCACUUCCGCCAACGCCCUGUAUAGCGCGGGAUAGGAUAAGCACAUCAAUUGAUCUCGCAACACCACUUCCCGUCGAUCCGAUCAAAAAGAUCAAGAUGGAAAAGGUCAUUGUCGACCGUCGACCGAAGAUAUCCGAAAGUUUACCAUAUAGAGAAUGUGAGGCGAGAAUGAUUAAGAAGAAGAAAGAAAUUGUAACCCUACCAUCUAAACUGGCCAAGAAGCAGGUAAGCACCAAACCGAGGAACAGUAAUACGAAAUCCAGUUUCGACAUCACCAAUGGUUGUUGUUCUGCCGCUAUCCCAUUGCCAUUGGACUCUUUCUCUAGCGUUUCUUGUUGUGGAACUGGUGUUGCGGCGGAAUUAUCCGUUCUACGUCGUUCUUCGUUGGUCGAUAUGGCAAAAUUUCGUUGCCACUUAUCCCAAGGCUCCCAUAAUCGUGGUUCUUUCUUUACGAUACGGAAUGAAAAGGCCAUCAAGGAUCCACUUCGAUUUCAUUUUACCAACACUUCAAUCUCUCCAUAUGCGAUCGUCAAUUUGAAUAUCUUAAACUUUUGUAGUCGGCAUAUCUGCGGUGACGCAGACACCCUCGGCAGCGGUAAUUUCGGUUCCUCUAAUCUGAGCCGUAAAAAUUGGUAUCCUUUCGGUUUCCAUCAUAGUCGCAGCUCUCGCAGAAUAAGCGAUGGAAAUGGUGGCAAUUUUACCAGCGCAUGCCUUUCCGUCAUCUUUGAGUCGCUAUUCAAUCCGCAUUCAAUGAAAGAUGCCAAACUAUCUGGAAUGACCGAUGAUGUUGGCGACACUGAUACUAGAGUGAAAUUGGAGACCUUGAUCAAACGGAACAAUGAAUUGAUCGUUCUGUUUCAAGAGAGCUUGGUUCAGGAAACAACUGUUCAGGAGAAUAGCGAGUUGUCCAUUUUGUUUCGAAAGUCAGAUAGAGAAGUCGAUUUUUCGAAAACCUCAGAGGUUCAUUUGAAAAUCUUGUCAUUGUAUUUUGAAAAGUACAGGCGAGCAUUGGGGUAUAACGGUUCUUGCAAUAAGGUAACUCUCGUUCCUUUUGCCACCAAACCACUUACCUGA